Melanotaenia boesemani (Boeseman's rainbowfish) is the source of this 4971-nucleotide messenger RNA. RefSeq names its product sortilin related VPS10 domain containing receptor 3 (gene sorcs3a). Gene Ontology annotation, molecular function: protein binding. The record is from RefSeq and is a predicted model, not a curated record. Gene Ontology annotation, cellular component: membrane. Lineage: Eukaryota; Metazoa; Chordata; Actinopteri; Atheriniformes; Melanotaeniidae.
UUCCCGAACCAAAGAUCCUUGGACGUGAACAGUUUAGCUGAAGAGCACUUUUUCUGCCCCCCCCCCUCCACCCUUAAACGUUCAGAGGGACAAUCGAGGCGUCACUUUUUCCACAUCGACCUGACUGAAGGGGAGUUGAGGUGUCGGGGUAAGGUCUCCAACCGUCUCUCACCCACCCAAAUCUCUGUCAGCGAUGGAGACUUGGGCUGGCUUCUGCCCAGGCUUGCACUUCUCUCUGGGUAUCUGGGUGGUGAUCGCCGCUUAUGCCCUACUAAAUGCCGAGGCGGAGAUAACUUGCGCAUCCUGCCCGUUGCCAGUGCAACUUCAUCAGGAGGAAUUACAGCUGGGGAUUCGAGCCGACCCGACUGAGGAAACGGCCAACCUAAGGAGCAUUCAAGUAGAGUUUAAGGAACUCGGGGUUACCGAUCAGAACGCUGGAAUGGACGGCGACCGAGAGGCAGCAGAGGAUGACCCGCAGUUCCGCAAAGAUGCCAGCUGGGGUGAAAUUGUUCCGCUCGGGUCCAGUAAAGAAAGUGUCCGCGGUAGUUAUAAACCGGAGGCUGUUGAAGAUGCUGCGCUCCGGAGAGCCAAAAGAAGCGGUUCGGAGUUGGCGGAGUUCACCGACCAAGCCGGCGUGGAAGCGGGCGCUGAGGGAAAUCGGGGCUCUAUGUUAGACGGGCACAGAUCAGGCAGGUCCGAGUUCAGAUGGAACAGGGAAAACGGGAGAGGGACUGGGCGGCAGGAUGAGCCCAAGCUCACGAGCAGCACCUUCGCGCUGACGGGGGACUCUGCGCACAACCACGCAGUGGUCUACUGGUCCGGACAGAACAGCAGCGUGAUCCUGAUUCUUACCAAACUGUACGACUUUCAUAUUGGCAGUGUCACUGAAAGCACACUCUGGAGGUCUACUGACUAUGGCUCUACAUAUGAGAGAAUGAAUGACAAAGUUGGAUUCAAGACUGUCCUCAGUUACUUGUACGUUCUGUCCUCAAACAAGAAGAAGAUUAUGGUGUUGACAGAUCCGGAGUUUGAGAGCAGCGUCCUCAUCAGCACUGACGAAGGUGCCAGUUUCCAGAAGUAUCGCCUCUCCUUCUACAUCCUGAGUCUUUUAUUCCACCCCACAAUGGAGGACUGGGCCUUGGCUUACAGUCACGACCAGAAGUUAUACAGCUCAGUAGACUUUGGAAGAAAAUGGCAGCUCAUCCAUGAGCAUGUGACCCCCAACAGAUUUUACUGGUCUGUUGCAGGCCUCGACAAGGAGCCUGAUCUGAUUCACAUGGAGGCUCACACUCCAGAUGGAAAUGUGCAGUACAUCACAUGCAAAGUUCAGAUGUGCAACGACGCUAACAGGAACUAUCCGUUCCCUGGAUACAUCGACAUCAGCUCUCUGGUGGUUCAAGAUGACUACAUAUUCAUACAGGUUCCUACAUCAGGACGAGCCACCUACUACGUUUCCUACAAGAGAGACUCAUUCAUUCAGAUCAAACUGCCUAAAUAUUCCCUUCCUAAGGAUUUACACAUUGUCAGCACCGACGAGAAGCAGGUAUUUGCAGCGGUGCAGGAGUGGAACCAGAACGACACCUAUAACCUUUACCUGUCGGACACCAGAGGGAUCUACUUUACCCUGGCCAUGGAAAACGUCAAGACCACGCGGGGCAUCAGUGGGAACCAGAUGCUGGACCUGUACGAGGUGGCUGGAAUCAAAGGCAUGUUAAUCGCUAACAAGAGGCAAGACAAUCAGGUGAAGACCUACAUCACCUACAAUAAAGGCCGGGACUGGAGGCUGCUGCAGGCUCCUGCAGCUGACCUGGAUGGGAAUGACAUCCACUGCAUACUGCCUUUUUGUUCCCUUCAUCUUCAGCUGCAAACGUCAGAGAACCCUUAUGUGUCAGGAACAAUCUCCACCAAGAGUUCUGCACCUGGGAUCAUUGUUGCUACUGGAAAUAUCGGACCUGAGCUGUCGUACAACAAUGUCGGCAUGUUCAUAUCAUCGGAUGCGGGAAAUAGCUGGAGACCGAUUUUUGAAGAGGAGCACAAUAUAUGGUUCUUGGACAAAGGGGGGGCCCUGGUCGCUGUGAAGCAGCCAUCUGUGCCAACCAGACAUUUGUGGGUCAGCUUUGAUGAGGGUAGGCAGUGGACCCAGCACAGCUUCUCCUCGGUGCCUCUCUUCGUGGAUGGCGUCCUGGUAGAGGCUGGAGCCGAGAACCAAAUUAUGACGUUUUUUGGACAUUUCAGCCACCGUUCCGAAUGGCAACUCAUUAAGAUAGACUAUAAGUCCAUAUUCAGCAAGAAGUGCACAGAGGAGGACUAUCAAACCUGGCACCUGCACAACCAGGGUGAGCCGUGUGUGAUGGGCCAAAAGCAGAUUUACAUGAAGCGCAGGCCUGGAAACUACUGCAUGCUGGGAAAGGACUACUCCAGAAUCCUCUCAGCUGAAUCCUGUAUUUGCCGAGCUCAUGAUUUUGAAUGUGAUUAUGGAUAUGAGCGGCGCAGCGAUGGGAACUGCAGACCGGCCUUCUGGUUCAAUCCUUCUACUGUCUCCAGAAGCUGCAGCCAGGGUCAAAACUACUUCAACAGCACGGGGUACCGUAAAGUGGUUUUAAACAACUGCACUAAAGGAGUUAAAGAAAUAUACACAGCCAGGAAGCAGCAGUGCCCAAACAGACCUCCUAAAGGACUUGUGUUGACCACCAAAGAUGCCAAACUAACUGCCACCCUUGGCAGCAAUGUCACCUUCCUGGUGCAUCUGGAUGAGGGUGACUCCAUACGGACCAACAUCCAGCUGGAUUUUGGUGACGGUACAGCUGUGUCAUACUCCAACCUGAGCUGGACCGAAGAGGGGAUCAAGCACAUGUACAAGUCAGCUGGAAUAUUCCGUGUCACUGCGCUGGCAGAGAACACGCUGGGUUACGACACCACCACACUGUUCCUGCAUGUCACAUGUCCAGUGGAGCAUGUCCAGCUUCUUGCUCCCUUUGUGGUCAUAAGAAACAAGGAGGUCAACAUCACAGCAGUCGUCCUGCCCAGCCAAUCACGUACUGUCACCUACUUCUGGUGGCUUGGAAAUAACACUGAGCCAGCGAUAACUUUGGAUGGGAGCAUCUCAUACACCUUCACAAGUGAGGGAAUGCACACCAUAACAGUCCAAGUGUCUGCAGCCAACACCAUCCUGCAGGACACCAAAACCAUAGCAGUCAAAGAAUUCUUCAAAUCUCUACUUUUAUCUUUCUCCCCUAAUCUGGAUGAGUUCAACCCCGACAUACCCGAGUGGAGGCAGGAUGUGGGGAGAGUAAUUAAGAAGGCUCUGCUCCAAGUGUCCGACUUUCCGGAGGAGCAGAUGUUGGUAGCUGUUUUCCCGGGAGUUCCAACAGCUGCAGAGCUUUUCCUGUUACCCAGCAAGAACCAAUCAGAGGGCAAGAAAAAGAGUGAGGAGGAGCUUGAGCAGGCAUCCGGCAUCAUCAUCAGCGCGCUGAAUCAAAAUCUGGUGGAGUUUGAGCUGAAGCCUGGCGUUAGAGUGAUUGUGUACAACACACAGUUAACACUGGCACCACUGGUGGACUCCAGUCCCAGACACAGCAGCUCAGCGAUGCUCAUGCUCCUGUCGGUGGUGUUCCUGGGCCUGGCGGUGUUCCUCAUCUACAAAUUUAAGAGGAAAAUUCCUUGGAUUAAUAUAUACGCUGAGGUAAACCAGGAGAAGGAGCAGGAGAUGAUUGGCUCAGUGGGCCAGGGCGACAGCACACCGAAGAUCACUCUGAGUGAGUUCACCACAUCCAAAGAACUCAUGGAGAAGGAACUGGAUGCCAGGGUUAAGAGAGGAGUCGGAAAUGCCUGCGAGAGCACAAGGGAGAUUCCAAACUGCACCAGUGUGUAAAAGUACAGAGCAGCAGUCGUGUACAGAUCGAGGUAUUACAGCAUCCGAGGAGGGGGGGGGGAUUCUUUUCUGUUUUGUAAUUACCGACACAACUGAUGUUAAUAGUUUUCUAAAAGACCUCAUUUAUACAAACUUGCAUGGAUGUGUCGUCAUGCAACAUCCAUGCGGCAAAUUUACUCAAAACCAUUGUAAUUACUGACCAAACUUGUUCAGUUGUAUGGAUGUAUAAGCUGCAUAACAACAUUAAUUUGCUGAGUGAAAUAUCUUUCGUGGACAAGUUCUGUAAAUUUUUUGAGGAGUUUGCUUUUGAAAAUCAUUUCUGCCUAUAUGUAGACUAUAAUGUCUGAGUCUUUAAACAGGGAAUAUUAUUGAAAUGUACAAUAUUAUCUUUUCUUCUGUUACAUGUAUAUAUUAUUACUUUCUACCUGCUCGUAGUCUCAGAACCGUGGCGACAACAGAAGAUCUGACGAUGGUUUGUUCUUUUCAAAGUGUGUUAAAAAGUCAGACAUUACUUAAAGAAACCCAUUUUGCUUUGCUAAAGUCCUUGACUUGUGCAUGUUCUUAAUGAGGACACAACUUGUGUGUUGUAGAUAAGCAAGUGUUGUAAAUAGUUAUUUUCUAAACAUCCUUCAAAAAAAGCCCAAUUAUUUCUGCUUAGAUUCUGUUCUGCGUUCAGCUCCUUCAGAUACUGUUUGGUGUGAUGUACUUGGAUGAAGGGGUUUAUCUGUUGAUGCUGGGAGCUGUACCUGCACCUUACAGAUUUACCCUGCAAACAAAAUGAAAAGGAUCAACAUGAACAGGAUCACGUCUGAUAUAUUUAUAUUUUCAUUAGAGAUGUACACUCAAUAAACAGACAUUUAGCUAGAUGAUUUUAGAUGUCCUUGAAGCAAACUUUCAUUACAGCUGGCUUCAUUGCACUACACUUUGAGUCCAUGGCUCCAGUAGUUCAGAUUUGACCUCAGAAUAAAAAUGAAAAGUUCUUGAGGUAGCCAGUUAUCAAAUUCAGUGCAUUUAACAACUCUGGAGAAAAUGGUGACACUGAGUUUAAAUGUGUAUAUCCUCUAAAAUACUUGUAGGAGCUGGGUGUGAGGCAGUCAAAU